This is a messenger RNA of Lecanosticta acicola, 444 nucleotides long. The record is from the annotation of a GenBank genome assembly. Lineage: Eukaryota; Fungi; Ascomycota; Dothideomycetes; Mycosphaerellales; Mycosphaerellaceae.
AUGCAAGAGCGCCAUCGACUGGACUACAAUUCCCCCGCAUUGAAAGACGAAGACAGUUUCCGCCUGCUCAAGUUGUGCCCUGGACCUCGAAUUGCCAAGUCGAACGUUGGACGAUGUGCCAUCAAGACGGAGAUAGAAGUACAUCGCUUAUCAGCAUGUCCUGAGUAUGUGGCCUUAUCUUACUCGUGGGGCGAACAAGUCAGAUUCGAGGACAUUGGAGUAGGAGAUCUGGCAUACCUUCCGGUUUCGACGCCUUUGAUGAACGGCCUGCGCCAGAUGCGGCAUCCAGAUCCAGAUGCUCCUACGUAUGCUUGCAUCGAUGCCGUCUGCAUCAACCAGAACAAUAGCGACGAACCUAGUAGUCGAGUCAAGAUGAUAGAUGAUGCAGCGUAUCUACACGGACCGCAAGGUCUGUUUUCGCCUGGCUCGGCACGACCGAUCUAG